This is a messenger RNA of Onychostoma macrolepis, 3401 nucleotides long. RefSeq names its product RING1 and YY1 binding protein a (gene rybpa). The record is from RefSeq and is a predicted model, not a curated record. NCBI's taxonomy places the organism in Eukaryota, Metazoa, Chordata, Actinopteri, Cypriniformes, Cyprinidae. Gene Ontology annotation, cellular component: nucleus. The transcript has 5 exons. Gene Ontology annotation, biological process: positive regulation of DNA-templated transcription. The coding region runs from base 171 to 1349 and encodes 392 amino acids. Gene Ontology annotation, molecular function: transcription coregulator activity; DNA binding.
AUGUGCGCGAGUUGUGAUUGGCUCAGGGCGAGGUCACGUGACGGACCGACGCCUCGCGCUGCAGCGGUCAGCGAGUGCAAGUGUGCGAUAACAGCAGCAGCGGCUCUGUCUGGAGCUCACACUGUACAUUACAGAAGCCCCCUCCUCUGGAAGACGGUGUUUCUCCCAUUAUGGGCGACAAGAAAAGCCCAUCCAGGCCAAAAAGACAAGCCAAGCCCUCUGCAGACAACGGAUUUUGGGACUGUAGCGUCUGCACCUUCAAAAACAGUGCAGAGGCAUUCAAAUGCAGUAUAUGUGAUGUGCGGAAAGGUACAUCUACAAGAAAACCUAGGAUAAACUCUCAACUCGUGGCACAGCAGGUCGCUCAACAGUACGCCGCCCCACCCCCAGCCAAGAAAGAAAGAAGGGAAAGGACAGACCUGCCUGACGACGACCACUUCGACAUGGACAACUCCGACUCGGAUAGACUCAGCAGUCUCCACCCUGACUCCGACCAUCCCGAAAGAUUAGGUCUGGACGGAGGUCAGCUGGACCGUGGACAUUCUCACAAGGAUCGGAGACAGGAGCGUGGUCUAGACAAACCGCAACCGCUCCAUACAGACCGGAGGCCUGAGAGAACAGGACUGACCCCAGACCUUCAGCAGCAGCAGCAUCCGCAGCAGCAGCAUCAGCAGCAGCAGCAGCAUCCGCAGCAGCAGCAUCAGCUUCAGCAGCAGCAGCAGCAGCAGCAGCAGCAGCAGCAGCAGCAGCAGCAGCAGCAGCAGCACAACAGAACAGACACAGAGCACACGGACAGAGCAAUGCUGGACAAACUUCAGCCUCACAGAGAGCACAUGGAUAAAGAUCAUCCGCACACGGCAGGCUCUGGGAUGCAGCCGGCAGAGAGGAUGGGUGCAGAGAGAGAGGAACUCAAAAAAGGAAAAAUAGAGAGAGCCAUGAUGGAGAAACACAAAGAGAGACCUAAAAGCCUCACGCCCAGUAAAAAACCCACUGCUAAGAAGAUGAAGCCCAAACUCAUUCAGAAAGGUCCAGCUGGGGAAAGUAACGGCAUGAAGGCUGGCAAGUCUGUCACGAAGAAUAACAAAUCUAUAAUUUCACGACCUAAACUGAAGAACGUGGACAGGAGCUCGGCUCAGCAGCUCGCUAUAACGGUGGGCAAUGUGACUGUCAUCAUCACAGACUUUAAGGAGAAGACUCGCUCCUCCUCCACCUCCUCCUCCACUGUCACCUCCAGCGCUGGCUCUGAGCAGCAGCACCUGAGCUCCAGCUCAGAGAGCACGGACAAGGGGUCGUCCCGCGCCUCCACCCCCAGAAGAGACCAUUCUUCUGGCCACAAUGAGACCAUGUGAAGGGGAAGAGAUUCACACACUGCGAUUUUCACUUGGCGAGGCCCAGAGCUCCUACAGCCACACUCGUAACUGUACAUGGAAGAGGGAUCUUUCCAAUCCAUUAAGACAAUGUCCAUCUUGACACAUCGGCAGAAGUGUACCUGUCGAAAACCCUCGUGGAGCACCUUGUAGAUUGAUGUGUUGAUGUUCACGUGAGUCACUGUCACGCCGAGACCCACUGUAUAUUCUGUGCCCUACUCCUUCCAGAUAUAAUCCAUGUUUGUGCACCACGGAAAUCAGCGCUCCCAAGUUUGCAUUAUUAUUGUUCAUUGUCAUUAAAUCGUGCAGACGGCUGUUUUGACUUUGUGUUUAGAACGUAGAAUCGUUUAUGCUAAAUGUACAGUAUCUGAGCUCAUUCCUCCAUCUCUCAGACAGCUCCGAGUCAAUGAUCUGUUGCUGCGGCUGUUUGUAGAAAGCGAGUUCUCGUCAAUAAGAUCACGCUAGACCACCGUGUACAGAGAGAUUUGUUCCCUUAUUAUUUCAUAUGACAAACUCUUGUGUGUUUACAUGGUGGAAACACAAACUGUGAUGUGAGUUUACAGUAUUAUAAAUACAAGGCCAACUUUGAAAUCCAUACUGUGUACCAUGUAGACAUGUUUUGUGGUUCACAAGAUGAUAAGAGAGUAUUUAGAAUAUUGUUCUUUAUCUUGCUCUGUUUUUAGACUUUAAACCUUUGCAUAUUUCUUGUAAAAUUAUAUCGAGAUUCACAGUACUGUCUAUUAUUCAACUUCAUGGCAACGAACGGGUGGAGAGAGAAACCGGCAGUUGUUGGAAUAUGAAGCAGCUUAUCUAUUUGUGAGAUUUCAUACAGUAUAUUUACGGUUUACCAAGAUCUCUACUAAAAAUUUGGAAAAUACUCCCAAUAUAGCAUUGUGUUGUAAAAAUUGGCUGCUUCUCGCCCAUAAAGACGAUUUGCACAGGUUUACACAUUCAUUCUGACCUUUGUUAAAAAUCUAGAAGCUUAUGAAGCUAAUAAAAUCCUUCUGAAACUCAUUAUGGUCUCAAAGCAUCUUGGGGACUUUGAUGUGAUAAUUUAGAUUUUCUACAAGCAGUUUAUUCUUGUGUAGUAACCAAUGUAUAUGAAGUGAAAAUCUGUUUUCUGAAUGCAUGCUGUUGGUCUUAUUGUGAACAAUUCAUCCAUGCAUAUGCUUUUUUUUAUUUUUUGACCUCAUGGGGUUUAAUCACAAUAUCAUAACUGGACCUUCCACAGAAAACAACAGACUUCUCUCUGGUGACGUAUGCAGGACUUCUUCAUUUAGUCCUGCCACUGCAAGCUCAUGCUCAACUGCAUCGACAUGUCAACAUCCAAUCACCUGAUGCUAAGCCCCUCCCAAACAUUUUUUGUCUGUUUUGAUAAUUUGUUAAACUCCUAUACAUUGCAAUAUGGAAGAAGAGGUCUGUUGCUACUUCUGCUUCAUCUUGACUUUAAAACGGGUGCAUAUAAUCGCAAGCUCUUUUACAUGUUCAUUAAUUGUUUAUUAGAUAUCCAUUGAAUCUACCACAAUCUUAGCAAACCUUCCCCGUGUGAUUUAGAUAAGACAUAUUCUUAGAUCAACAUCUCUUGUUGUUCCAUUACUUACUGGAACAUCAAUGAAAUUUUGUAGGUCUCAACCCCUUAACCCUUAAAUCAGAGGGCAAACAAAGGAUGUUGAUGCAGUAACAUGUCCUAUCCAUCCUCUGGUUUUAGCACAUAGCAGCUGGUUUCUAGUUGGUCUGAACUGGUCAUUAGCUGUUACCAUGCUCCAAAUAUCACCUUUACCUCCCUAAUCUAACCCUAAUCAUAAUCUUAUACUAUAAUAUACUAAAAUUAAAAACUUUUGAAUUUUUAUUUUUUAAUUCUAAAGCAAAUUCAAAACAUAACUAUUUUAGUAAUCAAAAUAGUUAUUAAUAUAAAUUAGUUUGAGUAAUUAUGUGCUUUUGUAUUAUUAUUUUUUUUAACAUGUUUCUAUUUAGCUUUAUUUUAAUGGUAGUAAUUUUGUGCUUUUGCCGUUUCUUACAUUUCUAUUUAGCUUU